Molecule: messenger RNA, 6411 nt
Organism: Passer domesticus (house sparrow)
Lineage: Eukaryota; Metazoa; Chordata; Aves; Passeriformes; Passeridae
Gene: SCUBE2
Product: signal peptide, CUB domain and EGF like domain containing 2
Exons: 22
Coding region: 545-3232 (895 amino acids)
Biological process (GO): signal transduction
Cellular component (GO): cell surface
Molecular function (GO): calcium ion binding
Source: RefSeq, a predicted model, not a curated record
AAUUUCCAUUUGGAAAGUGAUCCCCACCAUAAAAAGUGGCUGACUAUUGAAGUAGUCUCUUUCUACUGAUACUCAUGCACUACUUCUUGUUUUAGGAGGCACUUCUUGUACCUGCAUGGGGUGUUGCUCCUACAAUUAUCCCUUUUAGCCAGUUGCUGGAAAUCUUCCUGUUUCCAUGCUUCAGUUUUCUUCUGCUGUGUGAAAAACUUGUGCUGAUGUCUUCUGCUGCCUGUAACUUUUCUUCCUCUUGUGUCUACACUUCUUCAUCUCCAGGACUUCUUCCUGUUGGUGUUUCUCUUUCUCUUCAUUUCCUCUUCUCUGAAGUUUCCACCUGGAUAUUUUGCUUCAGUUUGCUGUGCUUUGAGAUGGCUGGCCAGGUGAUUUGGCAGUGCUGCUCCCCAGAUACAAUUCUUGUAUUAAAACCAAUUAUUUUGCGAUUGUACAUCUGUUUAAUGAUGUGGACGAGUGUGCCCUGGGGCUGGAUGACUGCCACCCAGAUGCCAUUUGCCAAAACACCCCCAAGCUGUACAAGUGCACCUGCAAAAUGGGCUACACCGGCGAAGGGAGGAAAUGUGAAGACAUUGAUGAAUGUGACAACGACUUCAAUGGGGGCUGUGUCCACGAGUGUUUCAACAUUCCAGGGAAUUACCGCUGCACUUGCUACGACGGCUUCAUGCUGGCUCACGAUGGCCACAACUGCCUGGACACAGACGAGUGCAUGUUCAACAACGGCGGCUGCCAGCACGUUUGUGUCAACACCGUGGGGAGCUACGAGUGCCGCUGCAAGGAUGGCUUCUUCCUCAGCGACAACCAGCACACCUGCAUCCACCGCUCCGAAGAAGGCAUGAGCUGCAUGAACAAAGACCAUGGCUGUGCCCACAUCUGCAGAGAAACACCCAAAGGAGGAGUUGCCUGUGAAUGCCGACCAGGAUUUGAGCUGUCCAAGAACCAGAGGAGCUGCAUUUUGACGUGCAACCACGGGAACGGGGGCUGCCAGCACACGUGUGACGAUGCUGACAGCGGGCCCGUCUGCGGCUGCCACCCCAAGUACGUCAUGCACCUGGAUGGCAAAACCUGCCUGGAGAGGGAAGAAGCUGUUGAAGUUUCUGAGGGAAACACCACAGCAGCAGCUGAUGUGGACAAGAGAGUGAAGCGACGCUUGCUUAUGGAAACGUGCGCGGUGAACAACGGCGGCUGCGACCGCACCUGCAAGGACACCUCCACCGGAGUGCACUGCAGCUGCCCCGUGGGGUUCACCCUCCAGUUCGAUGGCAAGACCUGCAAAGAUAUUGAUGAAUGCCAGUCCAAUAAUGGAGGCUGUGAUCAUUUCUGUAAAAACACUGUUGGCAGUUUUGAUUGCAGCUGCAGAAAAGGAUUUAAAUUAUUAACAGAUGAGAAAUCCUGUCAAGACAUUGACGAGUGCUCCUUCGAGCGGGCGUGCGACCACACGUGCACCAACCACCCCGGCACCUUCCAGUGCUCCUGCAACAAGGGGUACGCCCUGUACGGCUUCACCCACUGUGCAGAUAUUAAUGAAUGCAGCAUCAACAAUGGUGGUUGCCAGCAGCUGUGUGUGAACACGCUGGGAGAUUAUGAAUGCCUGUGUCAGUCUAACUACAAGCUACACUGGAAUAAAAAGGACUGUGUUGAGACAAAAGAUCCCUUGUCUGACAAUGUGUCACCCAAGGUGUUGCUGCACUGCAUUAAGAGUGGUGGGAGUGAUAGAUGCUUUUUGAGCUGCUCUCCAGAUGUCCAGGUAUUCUCUGGAACACAAGACGCCUACACCCUCACCUGUGGCAGGUCCUCUCAGCUUAAGAAAAAGCAGCAAAAUGCAAAUGCUUCCAGCUGGCUGGAUGCUUCAGCCAUCAAGAUAAGCGUAACCUUUAAAUUAAAUGAAGGAAAAUGUAGUUUGAAAAAGACUGAGAUGUUUCAAGAAGGUCUGGAGCAGAUGAUACCAGAGAGACAAAACUCAGUAAUGGAGAGCUUCCACUAUGUAAACCUAACAUGCAGCUCUGGCAAGAAAGUUCAUGGAGCCCUCAGUAGACUGGCAGCGACUAGAGAGAUUUUUAUCACUGCGGACUUUGAGCUGGAAACGAGCCGGAAGGAGGUGACAGACACGUGCGACGUGCGCUGCGCCCGCAAGAAGACGGAGAAGCGGUUCCGGAAAACCAUCCGCACCCUGCGGAAGACGGUCAGCAGGGACCAGUUCCGCAUCCGCCUCUCGGGCACGGACCACGAGCUGGCCAGGAAGGCCCUCAAGCCCUCAGAGCCACAGCAGUCCUGUGGCGUGGGACAGCUGCACCCGGGGGCCAGAUGUGAUCAGUGCUCCCCUGGGGAAUACUCUCCCGAUGGCUUCAAGCCCUGCCUGCCAUGUCCCCUUGGCACGUACCAGCCUGAGGCUGGCAGAGUGUCCUGCUUUCCCUGUGGAGGAGCUCUCACCACGAGGCACAGCGGGGCUUCCUUCUUUCAGGACUGUGAGACCAAAGUUCAGUGUUCUCCUGGCCAUUUUUACAACACCACAACUCACCGAUGUAUUCGCUGUGCAAUUGGGACAUACCAGCCUGAGUUUGGACAAAAUUACUGCAUUUCCUGCCCUGGAAACACCACUACUGAUUUUGAUGGGUCAACAAACAUAACACAGUGCAAAAACAGGCAGUGUGGAGGGGAGCUGGGAGAUUACACUGGAUAUAUUGAAUCACCCAACUACCCUGGGGACUACCCUGCAAACACCGAGUGCACUUGGAACAUCAACCCACCGCCCAAGCGCCGCAUCCUGAUCGUGGUCCCAGAAAUAUUCCUGCCCAUCGAAGACGAGUGUGGAGACUACCUGGUGAUGAGAAAAAGCUCCUCUUCCAACUCGGUGACCACGUACGAGACCUGCCAGACCUACGAGCGCCCCAUAGCCUUCACUUCCAGGUCCAAGAAACUGUGGAUCCAGUUCAAGUCCAAUGAAGGGAACAGUGCCAAAGGAUUCCAAGUUCCCUAUGUAACCUACGACGAGGAUUACCAAGAGCUAAUAGAAGACAUUGUUCGGGAUGGCAGACUUUAUGCAUCUGAAAAUCAUCAAGAAAUACUUAAGGACAAGAAGCUGAUAAAAGCACUGUUUGACGUGUUGGCACACCCGCAGAACUACUUCAAGUACACAGCCCAAGAGUCCAGAGAGAUGUUCCCAAGAUCCUUCAUUCGGCUGCUGCGCUCCAAAGUUUCCAGAUUUUUGAGGCCUUACAAAUAGUUGGCACUGAACUUAAAGCUAAACCAGCCCUGGGCAUGCACAGAGGGGCUGUGGUAGGUGGGGCUGCUCUCUGUGCUUUACACACUGGCAGAGACACUCCAGGGAAGCUCGCCAGCUCCCUUCUCGGCAGAGUUUGGAUUUCUCAGCUAAUAUAAAUAUUUUGGUGAACAGAAUUUUGAUUCCUUUCCAGAUAAUACCUUUUGGGUACCAAGGGAUACCUCACGGGUCCCUGAAUUGGAGACUGCCCAUGAUUUCUGUAACUGAAGGGUGCCAAGCAGAAGUUUGUAGAGCUCUGCCCCGUUGCUUCAUCAGCACCUGUAAAAGCUCCUGAGGACAGACAGGCUAAGCAGUGUGGUUUGGGAUGAACCCUGGGCUGCCAUUAAUGCAUGUUACCUCAACAAAGCUGGGUUCAUGUUGGGUCUCACUGAAAGUGAGAGCAGGGUGGAUGACUCUCUUAACGUUUGCUACGCAGGAAAUUCAGAGCUAAGGCUGACAUAGUUUUAAUUCAAACCAGUGAGGCCAAGAGCUGCACAAGGUGCACAUUUUCUCUGAACUACACGUGGCAUGAAGCAAAGGGUUGAACUUCAGCUUGAAUGUUCAGGGUCUGGCUCACACGGUGUCUAUGCUAGUGACCCAUUGGCUUACGUGGAGUGAUACCAGAAUAAACUGUGGGCACCACAGCAGUAGGAAACAGGCUCUGACUCAUGGGAAAUUUCCAUUUUGGGCUGUCUGCAGCUGUUAGAGCAGAUCAAAUUAUUUCCUAAAUCCCAGUUUUGUCCCCAUGCACAGGCCUGGGACAGCAAAAGGCAUUUUCCAAGUUGUGUAAAAUUCUGCCCUCUGAGUACCUGCAGGUGGACACAGAAGCCCCAUUUUAAAUGCAGGCUUUGCAUAGAUGAUGCUCUUGGUACAACACUGUUUAAAGCUGAUAAGGUUACUGUAUGAGCCCCAGCUGUCAUAUUCUCUACCUUUUCUGAGCACCUUGCAAUGACCUUGUGGAGCAGAGAAGAGCUGCUUUCCCUGUCUGGCUGGAGAGAAGGAGAGGUACAAUUCAGCCAGACUGUGGCCACAAAAGCUGUCUAUGGCAAAUUGUUCCUCAGGAUCCCCAGGCUGUGUCCUUCUCCUCUGGCUGUGUUUCCUACUGGAGACAAGGCCUGAUAGGGCCUGUAGGGAAACCUGUGCUGAUCAAAAUGUUGUCUCAGUGCUAUUCUGCCCACACCUACAUCUCCUCUGGCCAUACAAUCCAUUCUCUCUGAGCAAUGUACCUUGAGGACCUUCUGCCUUGAAGGGAGAUAGCCACAGUCCCAUCCAUUUGGAAAUGGACUCAGGACUUCUGUCCUUUGGUCACUGGCCAUGCCAAGGGGUGCAGUGGGUACCAAACUCCCUCUCUGUGCCAUCUUAGGAGCAGUGCUUACAUUUCACAGGGUAGCCAGGAGCAGUGCUCCCUUUCCCAGGAUGUGGAGUGAGUUUCCCUGCCUUGGCACGUGGUAUUGAAUUGCUGAACGUGAAUAACACCAGUCCACAGUGUGACAGCAGGAGCUGGGCUCUGAAUCUCUGAGCAAAUGGGUGCUCCUGACUCAGCCUUGCUGAGCUGCUGUGCCACGCUGCGUGUGGGGCAAGGACACAUCCUGGCCGUGGUGUGACAGGGAGGGACAAUGGCUUUGGCCACAGCUGGGGAGCAGAGCCCCUCUUGCUGCUGGGGAGGAGUUGCCUCAGCCUGGCCAGAGGUGGGAAAUGGUUUGUGCUGCUGCCAGGAGGGAGAGCUGUGUCCCCCUGCUGCACUGGGGCACGGCUGGGCAGGGCAGGGAGUGCCCACCCCAGGAACAGGGCUGCUGCAGGAGCAGCGAGGCACAGGGAGAGCUGGCAGGGCAGAGGAGGAGGAACACACUCCUCAUGUGUUCCUGCAGCUGUGCUGCAUCCCAAACAGGGUCCUGCUGCUGCCUCUGGGGGACAGAGGACAGGGACACCUGGCAGAGGGAGGGGAAUGGCUGAGGAAGGCCAGAACAGGAGGAGGGGUGGUGAGAGGCUUUGCUGCCUCCCUGCUGGAGUGUACUGCUGUGCAGAGAGCCAGGAAAGCAUUCCCAGAGGGUUUCCCUUUGGCUGCACAGCCCCUAGCCCACGCUGUUGGAGGCUCCCUGUGCCAGAAGCAGCGUGCCAGCGAGCCACAGCCACCUCUGUGUGGCACUGGAGCACUCUGGAGUGGCCAGGGUGCUGCAGUCCUGCUCUGUGGUGGGUGGGCACUGUGGGCAGGGGCCAUGCUGUGCCAGGUUCUGGGCCAAGCCCAGCAGAGGGGCUUUGCUGAGGGCUGCCAGGGAAAACAGGGCAGUUCUUGGAGUGCUCCCUGCCAGGGAGGCUGCAGGGGUGAGCAGCCCUGCCCUGUGCUGCUGGGGGACACACAGCAGUGGUUGGUUUCAACCAGGGCUCGAGGAAGCCAAAGUUGUGAAACAUCCCAAUGUUUCUAAUGGGUGAAACUGGGCUGUGCUGCUCUGUGUGUGAGUUACUGAUCUGGGUUUGUCACACUGCAGCUCCCCUCCUAGUCCUGCUCUGCACAGCUCUGCAGAGCUGCCUGGGACCCACAGGGAUCUCAGCCUUGCUUCUCCUGCCCCACCAGCACAGGCCAUUUUCACUGCUGGGAGGAGAGGAGUGUGCCUGCUCUGAGGCUGAGGAGACAGCCUGCCCUUCCUCAGAGGAGAAUCCUCACUGUUCCACAGCCCUGCUCAUUUCCUACUUACAUAGCAAAUGACUCAGAAGCACUUCUGUUACCCUUGACCUGACAUUGUGGAUCAAAAUUUCCCAUUUUACUGUAAUUCCUGUGUGUACAGGAAAAAGUGAAGAGGGAAUUUUUGCUGCCUUGAAUGCUGGGAGGAGUGAUAACUCGCAGAAUGUUGUAAACACUUGGCAUUGUAUCUUCAUAGUGAUGGUAGUGGCUCUGUAGAAAUUUCGAUUUCUACUUUCUGUGUGAUUGUAGACUGAUGAUGUGUUUUGGCAACAAAUGACUCAAAAAUGUUUAACCUUAUAAAACAAGAUGGAAUUUUUGGAAUAAUGGUUAGCGCUAACUGGAUGACUCAGUGUCACCUGUGUGAGAUAAACAUAAGGAUCUGUUUGAUGAUUGUAAAUUAAUGUAAAAUAUUUCAGACUGUUAUUCUUGAUAAGAGAAAUAAACCAGUGAACUUUUAGCUGCA